This is a messenger RNA of Danio rerio (zebrafish), 14144 nucleotides long. The record is from RefSeq and is a predicted model, not a curated record. Lineage: Eukaryota; Metazoa; Chordata; Actinopteri; Cypriniformes; Danionidae.
GACCCCAGCGGGACAAGCACUUCUCAGCUGCCACUUCACUGCAGCUCCUGCUCCUUCUCUGCUCUUAUUGUGUGGAAACCCAGAGGAGGCUUUUCUGAGCUCUUCAGUUUCUCUGUUUUAAUGAGUGAAAGGAGAGGAUGCUCGUGAUCUGCUUGGCCUUUGAGUUUAGCCCUGCUAUGUUCGCCACCCUGAAAUCCAACUAGCAUCUUCCGCAGGCUAGUUGGAUGAAUUAAAAAUGGCGUCCCACAAGCAAAGCUUUCAAUGCUUUGACACCAUCACGGAUGACCCACCUGUCAAGCCCCCGUUCCCUCAUGGUCACUGCUCCUCAACAUCCCUCAGAGGCUCCUCAGGCACGACUCGACUGGAGCCGCUGGAGAGUCGUGGAUGUUAUCUGUGUGCCGAUCACCAAGCAGCCAAAACUACAGCCUCAGAGGCUUCAGGAGCUUAUUCUAGUCCAUGGUAUCAUUCCCAGACACUUCCACAUGCUCAGCAGUAUAGCAGCAGGAGGCCUGCUCGACCUGAGGAAUCUUCUGGACAGGCUGAAGAUCACCAUCGUCAUCACCAUCACCAUCAUCAUCAUAGAAGCCCCAGGAAGAUUGUGCUUGUGAAAAACAGCGACCCGUCUAUGCGGAGGACCAUCGUUCUGCACCGCCGCAGCCUCCGCAGUUUGGCGCUCUUUAUGGAUGAGGUCUCUGAACUCAUGCAAUGUCUUAUCAGGAAGCUCUACACACUGGAAGGCCACAAGAUUGACAGUGUGCAAAGUUUGCUGCAGUGCCCAGGCGUUUUGGUUUGUGUGGGACGUGAGCCUUUCCACCCGCUUCUGUUGGACAGCUUCAGGAAACACUCUUACGACAAACUUCCGAGGCUGAACACAAAGUCACGCUCUAGUGUCUGCAGCGAUGAAAAGGCAGCCAAGAAAAAUGUCAACUUUGGACUUGAAACAAAGAGAAGUGUCAUCCACCCAAGGUGUGACUCAAGCAACAGGUCUGCAAGACUCUCUGCCUCAUCAGAAAAAUUGUUUCCAAAUCGACUUGACUCAUUACCACCAGGGGACAGAGGUGAUUGUGUCCAUGCAGGUGAAAAUAUGAUGGAUGAUGAUAUUGAAAAGCGAGUUCUGGUCAAUAAAGAUGGCAGCCUGUCAAUGGAGAUGAAAGUGCGUUUUCGACUCUUGCACAACGAGACAUUGCACUGGUCCACAGAGGUCAAAAAGUCAAAGAGCACUUUUAAUGAUUCCCAUUUAGUAUCUGAUGAUGCUUGCUCAGUCUCGCAUGGCAGUUCAGAGAGCUGCUCCGAAGCCGACUCUCUUUCUGCUGGUGAAGCAAAUGAAACAUACCACACAAAGCGUUACCAAAGACAUUUUGAAGAGUCACACUGUCAGCACUGCUGUGCUCGCUGUCAGGAAUAUGACAUCUGGAAGAAUCCUGUACCUCCCAGUCAAGGAGCUGUAAGACGCAUCAGAUCCUCAAGCUCAAGUGCAUCCUCAAGAAGAAUAGUGUGCAAAAAGGCAUCUACUGACAGCAUUCGCACAGUGUCCAGUGAGGAGUACACAGAGCAUGUAGUGGAAAAGGCAACUUGCAUUCAACAGACCUUCGGACAGCAAGUAGAUACAACAAUUGAACAGUGUACCAUCAACCAUUGCUGCAGUCGAAGUGAAGUAUCCUCAAUAUCCCCUAAACCAAAGAGCACAAGUACUGUAGAUGAUAGGUGUGAGAACAUUCAUGCAUCUGAUAAUGAAGAGAACAGACCUGAUGUAAUUUCCUCCAACCUCCCUAAAGAUCAUUUAAGUGUUCAGAUCACUCAGCAAGUAGAGGAAGAUGAGAGGUCUAUAUCUGUCUUGAGCUCUUCCUCACAAAUUCUAGCAUCACUGAAGGAGGAUCAAGAUGAUGACGUCAACCCCACUAUCUCGAGAGCAUCCCAUGACCAACAGGAUGAUGAGGAGAGCAAAGAUCCUGAAACAAACCAAUGUUCUGCUUCACCCUGUAAAUCUCCUGCAUCUCUGAGGCAUCUGUCACCAAGACCACCGAGCAAGGCUUCAUCUUCAGGGCGGUCUAAAACUUACAGAAAGUUUGCCAGUCCUGAAGUUGGCACUGAAGAGGUCAGGUCUGAAGCAUCUGCUUCCCCCAACAUUUUGUCUGGACCCAAAACCUGUAAAUGUGUAGUGACAAAGGACACUCCAGAAGCUUCUGAAACAAAUGAUGAGGUAGAAGACAUGCAAGUUUCAGUAACUGAGGAAAGGGCACUAAGUGCAACUUCUACAAAGUCUCUGUCUGAGUUAUCAACCUCGUGUGAGAAUGGAAAUCCUGCUGAAAUAAUACCAGAGAAGCGAUCAUUAAGUGCUCUCUCUAUAAAAUCCAACAACUCUAGAAAAUCAGUUAAAACAAAUGUUUUAGAUUACGAUGAAAGAGCACUAAGUGCCACAUCAAACAAGUCUCAAAGAGUCUCAGGUGAUGUGUGUGAGGAGGAAAACCUAGAAGUAAGAAAAUCAAGUGCCAUGUCUGUCAACUCAAAUAUAUCAGUGAGAUCCAGAGUAUCAGAUCAUGGUAUUGGUGAGCUCGGCAAAUUACAAGACAAUGUUGAGAAAAGGGCUGUAAGUGUUGCGUCAUCUAGGUCAAAUAUUUCCACUCAUGGGGCAUUUGAGGAGGGCAUAGAAGAAAAAGCUUUGAGUGUGAAAUCUGGAACAUCAAACAAAUCUGGAAUUGAAGAACUAACACAUGACGAUCCAACAGAGGAAAGGGCUUCCCGUCCUGUUUCGAUAAUAUCAAAUAUUUCUGCAAGAUCUAAAACCUCCUUUGAACUGAGUGAGACUGAGGAUUACAAUCAAGACCGAGCCCCCAGCAGUGUUUCCCUCAAAUCAAAUGUCUCACACAAAACAAAAUCUGAAAUGUCAGAAGAAAUUUCAUUCCAUGAAGAAGAGGAAUCUUUAAAUUCAAUCAACACUUCUGUUGAAUUAAACAAACCUGAAGAUAAAGGAGCUCAUCAAGUGGAGCUACAUGUGGAGAGAUCUCCAAGCUCUGCAUCAUCAAAAUCAAAUAUCUCUACAAUAUCCAGAGCAUCUCAAUUUUCAGAAGUAAACCAAGACGAAAUACUGGAAAAAGAGGAUGAUCAGGAAAGAGCAUCAAGUGCCAUUUCUGUAAAGUCUUCUGUAUCUGCAAGAUCAAGGAAAUCUGAGACAACACCAAUACUAAGAUCAGGAGACAAAAUCAAAGAUCGGGCUCCAAGUGCUAUGUCGCUCAAAUCAAAUGCUUCAUUGACAUCAAAUAAGUCCAAGAUUGAGAAUGAAGAAACAGAAAACAGAGCUUCCAGUGCUCUGUCUGUUAAAUCGGAAGCUUCCACAUUGUCAAAAAAAUUAGACAUUGAACAACUGGAAGAAAGAGCAUCAAGUGCAUUAUCGGCUAAAUCAAAUAGUUCUAAAAGAUCUAAAAGGUCCAAAAUGUCAGAGGUAGGAGGAGAUGAUGAUCGAUCAUCUGCUGUUCAUGCAGCAUCACGUACCUCUGAAACAGCCCCUAAAGAAACAUGUGAAAGCUCAGAUAAAUCACCAGAGGAAAGAGGGCCAAGUGCAUUGUCAACAAAAUCCAAUACCUCUGUUAAAUCAAAGAAAUCCAAUGUAUCUAAUAUGACAGCAGAUAGUAAUAUGGAUAAAAAUAGAGAUGAUUUGAGAUCUGCUAGUGCAAUGUCCUCUAAAUCUGACAUAUCUGCAAAAUCAGAAUUCAUCACAGAAGAUCAGGUAGAAACAAUUGACCAUGCAGAAAAACGAGCCCAGAGUGCUUUGUCAGCACGGUCUAACCAAUCAGGAGUAAUUGUAAGUGAAGAAGUUGAAGUUGCAGAGGAACGGGCUCUGAGUGCCAUGUCAUCUAAAUCCAAUGCCUCUGGAAGAUCAAAUAAGUCCAAAACUUUAAAAGUGCCAACUGCUUCACCUCAAAGAGCAGAACGCCAACUAGAUGAACGAGCUCAGAGUGCACUUUUGGAAAAAUCAAGCAUUUCAGCAAGAUCCAAGAAGUCUAAACUUUCAGAUGUUUUGACUGAUGAGCUUGUUGAUGCAAAAUACCAAGAAGAGGAAAGAGCUUCAAGUGCUUUGUCUGCAAGAUCAAACAUUUCUGCAAUAUCAAUGAAGUCAAAUGCUUCUAUGACAGAUGUCAACACUGAUGACAAUGAACAGGGGGACAGAGUAGCAAGUGCAGCAUCAGUAACAUCUGAUAUUUCUACCAAAACCAGUAUCUCUGCAAAAUCCAAGGCAUCCAAGGUUUUGCAAGUCGAACCCGAAGAGCCUGAUGAUAAAGAAGAGAUUAUGAACAUAGAUAGGUCUCCAAGUGCAAUUUCAGUAAUAUCUGAAGCCUCACCAGAUGAAAAUAAAGUUACAAAUGAAGGAGAAAUCCAAGAAAGGGCUUCAAGUGCUUUGUCUGCAAACUCAAACAUAUCUGCAAAGUCGAAAAUGUCAAAUGCCUCUGCAAUAGAUGGUAACACUGAUGUCGAAGAAAUACUGGACAGAGUAUCAAGUGCAAUGUCAGGAAGAUAUGAUAUUUCCACCAAAACUAGCAUGUCUGCAAAAUCUAAGGCAUCAAAAGUUUCAGAAGUAAAGGCUGAAGAGCCUGAUGAUGAGGACAAUGAAGUAAAAGCGCCAAGCAUUACUAAAUCCUGCAUUUCAGUAAGAUCCAAUAAGACAAAGAAUUCAGUGAAAGAAGAGGGUCAGAAUCCUGACAGAUCUCCAAGUGCAAGUUCAGUAAUAUCAGAUGCCACACCUGAUGAAAAUGAAGACAGGGCUUCAAGUGCUUUGUCAGCAAAAUCAAACAUUUCUGCAAAAUCUAAAAAAUCCAAUGCAACAGAUGUUGAAAUUGAUGACAAGGAAAAAGAGAAUAGAGUAUCAAGUGCAAUGUCAGGAAGAUCUGCUAUUUCUACCAAAACCAGUGUGUCUGCAAAGUCCAAAGCAUCAAAGGUUUCAGAAAUACAGCCUGAAGAGGUUCAUAACCUAGAUAGAUCUCCAAGUGCAAUUUCAGUAAUAUCUGAAGCCUCACCUGAGGAGAAUAAAGCAACAAAUGAGGGAGAAAUACAAGAAAGGGCUCCAAGUGCACUCUCUGCAAAAUCUAAUAUCUCUGUAAGAUCCAGCAAAUCAAAAGUUUCAGAAAUAAUCAUAAAUGAACCAGAGGAACAAAAAUCAGAUAGGGCACCAAGUUCUAGGUCUCUGAAAUCUGAAGUCUCUGGGAGAUCUGGUCAUUGGCCUGACAUUGAAAAAAAAGAUAAGGAAGUAAGGUCAGAAAGUGCUUUAUCCACUGUUUCUAAUCGUUCUACUAGGACAGACAAGUCAGAACAAUCUGAUCUAAUCAACAAUAUAGUGCAGAAAGCACCAAGUACAGCAUCGGUUACAUCUAAAACAUCUGCAAGAUCUAAGAGGUCAAAUAUUUCAGGAGUUGGUCCUCAAGACACUAAAAACAUUGGAGAUGUACGGUCAUCAAGUGGAAUGUCUGCAAAAUCUGGUACAUCUGAAAGAACAGCUAAGGAGGAUGAAGAGGCAAAUGCUCUUGUAGAAAGAACAACAAGCUCUUUGUCUGUAAAGUCAUGUCCAUCUACAUGCACUGUAUCCAAAGAUGGUGUGGACAAAAAAGCAAAGAGAUCAAUGAGCAAAUUGUCAGUUAAGUCAAAUAUGUCCUCGAGAUCCAAGAAAUCAAAAGUUUCUGAGGUCGAGGAUCUUACACUGACAAACAGUGUAAAAACUCCAGUGUCGGAUCACUCAGAAGUAUCUAAACCUGAAAAAAAUAACAAAUGUGUUUGUGGGACAUUAAACAAGUCAGCAAGUCCAAUUGUGUUAUCUGAAAGAGACUCUGACUAUGAAGAAGUACCUGUAAGUCCUCUGUCUAAAAAGUCAGGAAAGUCCCAAAUCAGUUCAGCAGGUUCGGCCUCUGAAAGAGUUUUAACACCAUCAAGCACUUCAGUGUCUAUUGGGAUAUUUGAUGACCACGAAGCUGAUGACGGUGAGGAAAUAGAUGUUGUUUCAGUAAAAUCAAGAACAUCUGAAGUAUGUGGUGAUUCUGAACAGUGUUUAUCAGAUUCUCCCGUACGAAUUGCAAAUGAAGCAAUACCGGCAUCAGAGGAAAGAACUAAAAGCUUUGCAUCAGCCAAUUCUAACAUUUCUAGUAAAUCUAAGUCCAAAUGUUCUCAUUGCAGCUCUGCAUGUCAUACAGACACAAACCAGGACAUAAAUGGUAUAGCAAGCAAUACAUCCUCCAAAACAAAGUAUUUAAUAACAUCACCUGAUGGACAGCUAUCAGCCAAGAUUCGUCCAUCUAGUAAAGCCUCUGGUAUGUCUGCACACACUGAAGUCACAAGUCAAGAGAGAACAGAAAGUCCAGAUGUUACCCAUAAACCUCAGAGCAUCUGCUCAAAAUGUAGUUCUACUCAACAGAAGAGUAAAAUGUCACCCGUUUCAAGUGCCUCUGCAAUCUCACACUCUGGGAUAUCUAAAACAAAAGAAGAACAUACUGCAGAAAUAAAUGACAGACCAAAAAGUAAUAUAUCUAGUUCAUCCUCUCAAGUAAACAGUCAAAAUAAUAAUGCUGAAGCUACAGUUAUUAGUGGAAGAAGUGAUAAAUUAAGCACCAAGUCGAGACAAAAAGUUGAGGACAGUGUGCCCAGGUGUCAUUCAGCAACUUUAUCUUUAACCUCGGGAAACCAACUAAGUCCCAUCCCACCAAAAUCUCCCAAGAAAUCAAAAAAACCUGUUAUUCUGCUUGGUGGCUCUAAUGGUAGUGCGGUAUCCCAGAGCGGGCCAGCUAAAGACCCGAGACAAGAACAGAAUGACCAUUUAAAUGCAGUAGCAGCAGUAGAAAAACCUCGGUCUUGCACAUCUAAUAAUAAUAUGAGUGAUAUUAAGAGUGAAAAAAGUAGCAAAUGCAGGAAAAGAAUGGGAAGUGAUUCUUCUUGCCACAAGAUGGAUGAUGACAUGUCUGAGCUGAGCCCUUCUUUCUUGCCUAAUGCCUCCCCAACUGAGGUGGUGAAUGAAUGGCUGAGGAAAAUCCCAUUGGACACUGCCUUGUGUGACUUGGCUGAUGAUUUCCAUGAAAAGUGUGAAUCGACAGAGCCACUUUGCACAUCAAAUAUGCCUAUGGGAGAUGAAAUUGAUCGUGAAAGAUUGCAGGGAAGUGAUGCAACCAAGCUUGAAACAAAGAAUAAGAUAGGAGAUGAUCAUGUGUUAAAUGCAGAAGAAAUUGUUGAUGAUAAAUCUCCUGAAACUGUUGAGGAUGAUUUGUCUCAGAGAGAAGAUAAACCAAAGGUGUUUAAUUCCUCAGUUCUGGUGAUGAAAGUCCUGCUGAGCCCCAAACUCGAUAGAUGCAAUAGCUUACCUGAGGUAUCUCCGGUGUAUGGACGUAAACUCUCUGCAUCUGCACAAGGUCUUCUGGAUUGUUUGGCAAAUCUUCAGUUGUUAGACUUUGGUCCUUGUGAUGAAGAUGGUAAAAAAGAAAAAUACCAGGAGCUCAUGAGCAUGCUUAAAUCUCUUUGGCUUUGUGACCCAAAAAACAAGAAGGAGACAUCAGAAGAGAAAGGCAAACAUCUGGAUGAGGAAUUGAAAGCCAGAUCAUCCUCAGGUGUAGAUGUUAACAGUGGCUCGACAGGUUCUGGGAAAAGCAGUGUCAAUGAUGGCACCCAAGUCCAACCUAACACUGAUUGUGAAGGCUUGGAUACCCUGACAAAGGUACAGGAAGUUGAAGAAACAGUAGAAGAAGAAACUUCAAAAACACCAGAGUCAAAAAAUGAUUCAGCCACUCCAGAUGUAGCAAAUCAAACUCAGAUGACACCAGACAAAAAUGUAGAGAAGCUAAAAGAUGAUGUUCCAGGCUCUGAUGAGACAAUCAGGAGUUAUGAUAGCCCAAGGGAACUCAUUGAAACCCCUCUUUCAUCAAACAAAAGUUCUGGGAAUAAUCCCAAAACGGAAGAACCCCAAUCAGACCAUCAAGAGGACACAAGUUCAGGCAGCGCUCCAACACUACAAAGAGGUCAGUUAUCAAAAAAGAUUUCUCAAGAUCCAGAUCCUGUAUGGGUUCUGAAUUUAUUGAACAAAUUAGAAAAGCAAUUUAUGACUCAUUAUGUGGAUGCAAUGGCUGAGUUUAAAGUCCGUUGGAAUCUGGAUGAAAACGAGCAGCUUGACACUAUGAUAUCCGAAUUGCAAGAUGAAGUCCAGAGACGCAUACAAUAUAGUAUUGACAAGGAGCUAAAGAAGAUCCAUGGCAGAGCUGGCAGGCCAAAGCCACCAAAAGAAACAAUAUCCCGUGAAUCAACCAUUCAAACAGAGCAAAGGCGGAGGCGUCUGAAGGUGAUGCGUAACCAAUCUAUUGAUCCACAACCUGCUAAAAGUGACGAUGACUACACAAUGACAGGCACAGAUUUCAGCGAUCAACGUAGUGAUGAUGAAUAUUGUCCUUGUGAAUCAUGCUUAAAAAAGAAAAUGGCAUCAAAGCCUGUGUUACCUGUGGAAAUACUGAAUUCAGCACCUGUGAUGAUGGACUUUGAUUUGAGAAAAAUACUCCAGAUAAAAAAAUCGUCUCCAGCCAAUGAAAAGAUUGAGGAGAACGCCAGUACAUCUACGUCCAGUAAGAUGGAGGAAGAAAAUGUGGGGCUUGAGGCUGUAAAAGAGGAGGAGGAGAAAGAGGGAGGAGAAAUUAUUUUUUCUGGUAUCCAAGAAAUUAGGGAACGAAAAAGUGAGGAGGGUGAUGAGGAAGACAAUGCCUCCAGCACUUAUGUAGAAGAUAGUUCUGAGAAACAGUCGAAUGCACCUAGUCAAUUACGGGCAGUUGUGGAUGAUGAUGAUGAUGAUGAUGAUGGGGAAAUUGAUAAGUUGUCUUAUGACUCAAUGACUGCACAACAUCAGGCAGCAGAACAAGAUGAAGAUCAAGAGGAAGAUGGGAUCGAUUCUGCUGGACAAGAUAAGAUAACUGAAGAUGAAACAGGAGAAUUAAGUGAGAAAGAUAAUGAUGACAUUGCAGAAGUAUCUGAGAAGGCUGAAAGUGAAACUGCAGAAGAUAGACAACCUGCAAAAGAUGAAACUGAUGAAGGUGACUCAGUUAUUGACACAGCAGAAGAGAAUGAGGCAGCUGAAAGUGAAAGUGCAGAUGGACAAACUGCUGAAGACAAAAUUAAACAAGAUAAACAAACCGACGAAGAUCAAGCUACAGUAGAUGGGGAAUCAGUUGAGGAAAAAACAUCAGAUGGUGGACAAGCUGCUGAAGAUAAAACUUCAAAAGAUGGACAAACUGCUGAUGAUGAAACUGCAGAAGACGAACACAUUAUUGAAGAUGAAACUGCGGAAGAAAUUGAAAAAUUUGAAGAUAAAUCUUCAGAUGAUGGACAAUCUGCUGAAGAUAAAACAUCAGAGGAUGGACAAACUGCUGAUGAAGAAACUGCAGAAGAUAAACACUUUACUGAAGAUGAAACUGCUGAAGAAAUUGAAAAUUUUGAAGUUAAAACUUCUGAUGAUGGACAAAACGCUGAAGAUAAAACUUCAGAUGAUGGACAAACUGCUGAAGAUAAAACAUCAGAGGAUGGACAAACUGCUGAUGAAGAAACUGCAGAAGAUAAACACUUUACUGAAGAUGAAACUGCUGAAGAAAUUGAAAAUUUUGAAGUUAAAACUUCUGAUGAUGGACAAAACGCUGAAGAUAAAACUUCAGAUGAUGGACAAACUGCUGAAGAUAAAACAUCAGAGGAUGGACAAACUGCUGAAGAUGAAACUGCAGAAGAUGGAAAAAUUACUGAAGAUGAAAAAGCAGAAGAAAUUAAAAAUUUUGAAGACAAAACUUCAGAGGAUGGACAAACUGUUGAAGAUAAAACUUCAGAUGACGGACAAACUGCUGAAGACAAAACAUCAGAGGAUGGACAAACUGCUGAUGAAGACACUGCAGAAGAUGAACACCUUACUGUAGAUGAAGAAACUGCAGAAGAAAUUGAAAAAUUUGAAGAUCAAACUUCACAUGAUGGACAAACUGCUGAAGGUGAAACUGCAAAGGAAAGUGAAACAGUUGAAGAUGAAACUGCAGAAGGUGUACACACUGCUGAAGGUGAAACUGCAGAAAAAUGUGAAACCCCUGAAAAUCAAACUUUGGAAGAUGGUCAGAUAGCUGAAGAUGAAAUUGCAGACCAAGGUGAAUCAGUAAAUGGUGACACUGCAGAAGACCAGGAAAUGGCUGAAAACAAAACUGUGGAAGAUCAAGAAACUGCUGAAGAUGAAACUACAGACGAUAAAACUACAGAAGAUGGACAAACUGCUGAAGAUAAAACUUCAGAAGAUGGACAAACUGCUGAAGAUAAAACUUCCGAAGAUAAAAAUUCAGAAGACGGACAAACUGCUGAAGAUGAAACUGCUGAUGAUAAAAAUUCAGAAGAUGGACAAACUGCUGAAGAUGAAACUGCUGAUGAUAAAACUUCAGAUGAUGGACAAAGUGCUGAAGAUGGAGAUGCAGAAGACAUACAGACCACUGAAGAUGAUGCUGCACUGAAAGGUGCAACAGUUGAAGAUAAAAUAUACGAAAAUAAAAUUGCUAUAAAAGAUGAAACAACUGAGGAUGGAACUGCAGACGAGUGUGAAACAUCUUCUAAAAUUGAGUCUGUAGAAGAUGAAGAGAUAGCUGAAGCUGAAAGUGUAGAAGAGAGCAACAGAAGCAAUGAUGAAACUGCAGAAAAUGGUGAGACAGCUAACAACAAUAACAACAACAAUGCAGAAGAUACGCAGACUGAUGAAGCUGACACUGCAGAAGAGAGUGAUACAGGUUAUGAGGACACCACAAAAGACAGUGAGACGGCUGAAGAUGAAACUGCUGAGGGGACAUCAGCUGAAGAAAGAGGAACUGAGGAACAAAGAGCAGAUGAUGAUGAUGAGACUGGAGAAAACACUGAUGAUGUUGACAAUACAGGAGAUGUCUCAGCUGAGGAAAAGGAGACUUCUGAAGCAGAAUCAGAAGAUGAAGGAACCACCAAUGCAGAAUCUGAAAUGCAUGAAGGGAAAGCUACUGAAGAUGGAUCAACAGAACAAGAUGAGAAUGCUGAGAUAGAGCCAUCAGAGCAAACUCCUGAUCAUGAAACAACUGCAGAAGACACUGACAGGAGUCAAACAGAGGGUGAAGAUGAGGACACUGUCAGUUGUGAAGCAGCAGAUGUUCUUUCUAACAUUGAGGACACAGAGAGUCAAGAUGUUUCAACUAAUCUUGAGGUUGUUGAUGGAGAUGAAGAAAGUGAUAAAGAAGAAAACGACUUGGCAAAAAAAGCUGGUCUUGUUUUCAAUAAUGGCGAAUCAGCUGAAGCUGGUGACGAAGCUGAGGAUGAAACUGAACCAGAUAUGGAGACAGAUGAAGGGGAACGUGAUGGGAACACUCCAAAUUUACAGCCCAUGUUACAGCCAAAGCAAAAAGAUGGCAAACCAGAUGGAGCAGCUUCAUUAAAUGUUUUGAUAAACCACAACUCUGAGUCUGAGGAUGGUGCAUAUGCUGAUGGAGAAGACUCAGAAACUGAGGAACACAGCCAAGUCAUAGAUUUGAACUCUGAGUCAGAGAAUAAACCACAGAGGAAAACUGCAUUCAAGACCUUCAAGCUGCUCGUAAAUACUUUGAAUUUCCUCAAAGUUGCUGGUAGUGGACAACCAAAGAAGGAUGAAGAUGACAAUGAGGAUGAAGACCAGGAGACUCCAGAGGAUGGGAGUGAUAAUGCGGAAGAGAGUUCUUGUGUGGAAAAAGACGAGGUGGAAGAGUUAAAUCAAAAAGAGAAGGGCAAACUCUCAGAUAUCACUGAGGACACAGGAGAAGAGGGCAACCAGACAAAUGACACUAAUGAUGGUUCAGAGGACAGUGAGUUGGAAAAUGCCUUGCAGAAGCAGAUAACAAAGUCCUCACUGGAAUCUCAGCCAGGUUCCUUUGAAGAAGUUCAUGAGGAACCGACAAAAAAACAGAUGGGUUCAAAUCAUUUGCAAACCAACUUUGGUUUUCAACCAAUACUUCCACAGCAUCAGAAAAAACCAAAGUGACCAAGCUAAAAUGGUCUCAGAGAGGGUGUUACUGUUACUGAGGGUUGAGUCCUGCUACUGUGACGUCAAAAGACAUCAAAAUCCCUAAUUUGGGUUUUUAAAAUGGGGGUUUAAAUUUUUUAUGAGUACAACAAGGUCUGCAAAAACAAAUUUAAAGCAGAUUCAUUAUACUUAAAGAAACUGUAAAUGUUUUUAGUAAACUCGCCGGUCCUACUGUACCCAACCCGCUCCGAGCUGGGUCACUGCACCAAUGUAACCCUCGCCGAUGCUACACCUCCCAACCAACUUUGAGCUGGGAUUGAACCGGCAACUUUCCACAUGGGGGUUGGUUGCUCAAACAAGGAGGCUAAAGACCAUAGUCUAGCAUCUGUCGCUUGUGCUCCUUUUAGGGGUCUGAGUAAAGUUUACCUGCACAGCACUUCACUAGUUGGCCUCUGUUACAGUAGCAUGCUGUAAUGGUCAUUCACACCAUCCAUGAUAACUAUAAAUAAAACAAUAACUAUAUUUGUGUCGACACUAGCAUACAAAAACAAACUUUAUUUUUAGGUUAUCCUUUUUCUUUUUUUUUUGAUAACCCUGUUGUAACCAGCAGGUUUCCUUAGCGAGGUUUCCUCGCUUCAAGAGCAUCUGUGCAGUGAAUCUAGCACAUGUAAUCUGUAAAAUUAAACAGGGAAUUUUGCAGUCGAUGUAGUGAAAUAAAAACAAUACAAAUUAUUUUCUCCCAGCAAACAUAAAGGAGAAAACAUAAAGGAGCUGAAACUACAGCAUACUAGACAUCUGAGGUACUUUUUUGCUUCGGUUUGCUAUUGUGGCCUGUGUAACUUCCAUUUGUUCUUAUCAUUAUCUUCAAUUGUAUAACCAAUUAUUUUCAAGAUAAUUUUAUCUUUAUAGAACCUUUAAAAAGAGCAACAAGCAAAGGAUCUCCACAAUGUCGUAAGUUGCACAAGCUCUUUUUAGUCUGAUGAAUUUUGACUCACUGUCAGGGUUUUAUAGAUUAUUAGCUGGAAAUAUUUUUUUCUGAAACGAUAAAUGGUAUAAUUCCUCUACAUCUUUAUUCAAACAAUUUUUAGAACAACAUCUUUAUUGUUAUCAUCAUAGUUAUUGUCCUUGGUGUGAACAGAAGGUUUUGACAUGGUGACAAUACACUAUUCAUCUUACCCUUAUAAAUCCUGCUUUUCAAAAGCCCUUUGGAUUCCUUAUUUUAUUUUCCAAAGAGUAAUAUAUAAUGCACUUUACUUCUAAUGAUUCCUUAAAAUAUGCAGAUUAUAUAUGCAAACACAAAGCAUUAGUGCUGAGGUACUGUAAAAAGGGAAUUACUGAAACUUGAACAGCAGAGGAAGCUCUGUUAGCUUUAAUGAUAAUAAAACCUUUAGAAACUGUAUUCAAUCAAUAACAAAAGAACAUAUUUAAUUGCAAUUAUUUAUAUAAUUCAAUGAUUGUAAGCCUUAGCCACAUAAGGGACUGUUAAUAAAUGUAUCAGUCAAUGUAUCAUAUACUUUGUUUUGCUGCUGCAGUUUUAAAAUAUAUUGAAAGACACUGUAAAUGAAAAUUCAGGUAUUAUAGUGACGUAAUGGAAAUCAGGAGACCAGAUCUGUGUGAACGAAUGAAUGAGAAUUAAUGUGUGUUGUUGUGAAAGUGGUUGCAUAUGUUAUGUUAAAUGUUUCCUGCAUUGUAGCAAUAUGGAUUAUUUAUUAAUAUGAUUUACCUAAAGGUUAUUUGGGGGAGAUCAUACCUUUUUAAAAGGUUAAAGCAAAGCAUUUGUAUCCCUUCUAAAAUACAUGACAGAAUCACCAUCUGAAUUAGUCGGAAUAUGCAUGCUUACUUAAAGUAAGUGCAGUAAAUGCACAGGAUUAACAUCACCAGAAAUCAUCAAAUAAAGAAUACUGCGUAUUGUAAGGACUGAGGCGCAUACAAUAAGACUUGCCUUAGAUGUUUUGCACACAACACAUAAAGGAUGUACGUCUAUAGGACUGAGGGUUUUGUUCAGACAAAACUAUGAAUUACACUGAUGCAGAUGAUGCGAAUGUGGUUCCUUCAUUGCAGUUUAUUCUCUGCUGGCCAAAUGGUUACUUGUUAACUUAAAUGAUAUUAAGUCCUUGUUACUUGAAUGUACUAAUUUCCUGCCUAAAAUAAAUAUAUUUAAGCUUUA